This is a messenger RNA of Camelina sativa (false flax), 996 nucleotides long. NCBI's taxonomy places the organism in Eukaryota, Viridiplantae, Streptophyta, Magnoliopsida, Brassicales, Brassicaceae. The record is from RefSeq and is a predicted model, not a curated record.
AUGACAAGGCAAAACCAAGGACGUGCUGGAGGACAUGAACCAACCGAGACACAGCAAACGCUUGCGAUGAUACAAAAUCUAUUGACUCAUAUGAUUCAACAACAACAACAACGAAAUCAAGGAGACCCACUAGCUGACACGUCGAUGGGCCAGUUCGUGAGGUUAGUAAAAAUGAUGAAGGAUAUAGGUGUUCGAAAGUUCAAAGGAGAGACAAACACGGUGCAAGCAGAUAGGUGGUUACGUACUUUGGAGAUGCAUUUUGAAACGUCAGAAUGCCCUAUGGAGUACCGCAAACAGAUUGUCGUUAACCUCUUGGAGGAAGACGCAGGAGCGUCGUGGGAAACAGUGGCUUCCCGCUACCGUUACGUACCAAUAUCAUGGGAGACAUUCAAGAAGGAAUUUGAGCUUAAGUAUUUCCCACCUGAAUCUCGUGAUCAUCUGGAGGAACUGUUCAUAAGCCUGGAGCAAAGAGAGAAGAGUGUACGGGUUUAUGAUCAGAUAUUCACCAAACUCCGGAAGUAUUUGUAUAAUGGUAACGAUGAUGAAGCCUCUAUGGUUCGAAGUGUUUCCAAACUCGAAGAGAGAGCCGUCAAUGUGGAGACGGGGAUCGAGUUAGAGAAAAGCAAAAUGUCUCGGGAGAAAAAGAAAGAGGGGAUGCCACCAGGGAAGGUGGUGAAUUCUCGAAGAAACAACCAAGAGAUUAAUAAGAAUCAGAAUAGCAACCGUGGCAAGGGUGGUAUGAUUAUGUCUGGUCGAGGUUUGGUGAGAACUGGAUCGGGAGACUCUUCACCAGAGCAAGAGGAGAACUGGGCCCAACCGUAUGGUCAAGAGGAGAGUUGGGGUCAACCGUUUGGUUCGGAGGAAUGGGGUCCGUAUAUUUAUGACGAGCCAAGCUAUGGUGCUGCUCGUGGUUAUCAGGCACCAAGCAUGAGCGACAUGUUUGAUUGGGAAAACCUUGGAGAUACACCGAGGUAUUCUCCAUUGGAUUCAAUGUGA